UCUCACUCCCUCCCCCUCCCUCCCCUGAUACAAUGGCUUUAGACGAAAACCCAGGGGCCCGGCCUUGUUGUGUGUAGACAGGGGGAGGUUCAGUCACUGAACACUAUACAGGAAGUAAUGCACGCUGCUCCAAGGAACCUUGUUUGCUGCCUACAGUCAUAGUCCUGGGCACAGAUCACGGCUGCAGACAUGGCACUAAGACUGUGCUCCUUCCAGCUCCUAAGAAGCAGGCCCGGAUCACUGUGCAGGCUCUUCUCACUCACAGGCCCUGCCAGCCAGACGGGGAACCAGGCACUCUGCACCCUGUAUACCCCGGAGCACAACGCCAUCAGGGAGUCACUGAGAAAGAUAAUAGACACAGAAAUUAACCCCUAUGUAGACCAAUGGGAAAAAGAAGAACAGUUUCCAGCUCAUCAUGUGUUCAAAAUCCUUGGACAGGCCGGGAUGUUGGGAGCAAACAAGCCUAUAGAAUAUGGUGGAAUGGGGUUGGACUUCUCCUAUAGCAUUGCAAUUGCAGAAGAACUUGGGAACAUUCACUGUGGUGGCAUACCCAUGGCCAUAGGAGUUCAGUCAGAUAUGGCUACACCAGCUCUCACCAGGUUCGGCAGCGACGAAUUGAAGCGUCAGUUCUUGGCACCAACUAUAGCGGGAGAUUUAGUGGCCUGCUUGGGAGUCAGCGAGAGCGGAGCGGGAUCUGAUGUGGCAAGUCUAAAAACCAAGGCUGUAAGAAAGGGGGACGACUAUAUCAUCAAUGGCAGUAAGAUGUGGAUCACUAAUGGCUGCCAGGCCGACUGGAUGUGUCUUCUGACAAACACAAGCAGCGGACCCUCUCACAAAAAUAAGUCACUCAUAUGUCUCCCCAUGAAGACGCCCGGUGUCCAUGUCACAAAGAAAAUUGAUAAAAUGGGCAUGAAGUCGUCGGACACGGCUCAGAUAUUUUUCGAGGACGUCAGGGUACCCACUAAAUAUCUGAUAGGAGAGGAAGGCAUGGGCUUCAUCUACCAGAUGCUACAGUUUCAGGAGGAGAGAAUGUGGGGAGUAGCUAAUGUUUUGACUCCCAUGGAAAACAUCAUACAAGAAACCAUCAAAUACACGAGGGAGAGGGAAAUUUUCAAUCAGCCGCUGCUGGAUAACCAGAUCGUCCACUUUCGCCUGGCAGAGCUGACCACCGAGGUGGAGCUUCUGAGGUCUCUCCUGCACCGUACAGUUGGAUUAUAUGUCGAUGGGAAUGACGUCACCAUGUUGGCUUCCAUGGCCAAGUUGAAAGCCGGACGUUUGACCCGAGAGCUGAGUGACAGCUGCCUCCAGUUCUGGGGAGGGAUGGGAUUCACUAAUGAAGUUCUCGUAAGCCGGUUUUAUAGAGACUCCAGGCUGCUCUCGAUUGGAGCCGGAGCGGAUGAAGUCAUGCUUUCAAUUAUAUGCAAAUAUAUGGGAACUCUUCCAAGCAAAAAGUAGAUCAAUAUAAUACUAUUAACAUACACCAUUAAAGAAAUAAAAAAAAUUGGGUCAGAAUCAGAGGCUAAUGGAAUACCAAGCGGAGAUGUUGCCGGUUGUUGCUCGCAGUAUUAAUAGUAUUUCGGUAAAAAAUAACAAUAUAUCGUGACUCCGAUAAUUCAGGAA
Molecule: messenger RNA, 1620 nt
Organism: Hyla sarda
Lineage: Eukaryota; Metazoa; Chordata; Amphibia; Anura; Hylidae
Product: probable acyl-CoA dehydrogenase 6
Exons: 10
Coding region: 190-1455 (421 amino acids)
Biological process (GO): fatty acid beta-oxidation using acyl-CoA dehydrogenase
Molecular function (GO): flavin adenine dinucleotide binding; acyl-CoA dehydrogenase activity
Source: RefSeq, a predicted model, not a curated record